Messenger RNA from Glycine soja, 1717 nucleotides. Its product is annotated as probable polyamine transporter At3g13620. Bases 71 to 1483 code for a protein of 470 amino acids. NCBI's taxonomy places the organism in Eukaryota, Viridiplantae, Streptophyta, Magnoliopsida, Fabales, Fabaceae. Gene Ontology annotation, molecular function: transmembrane transporter activity. Gene Ontology annotation, cellular component: membrane. The record is from RefSeq and is a predicted model, not a curated record. The transcript has a single exon. Gene Ontology annotation, biological process: transmembrane transport.
ACUUGGCAGCUAUAAUCAGAUUCUCGUUUUUUCAAACCAAUAAUUCCAAACAGGAAAGCAUUAACCCGUCAUGGGCGAAGAAGAAAACCCUUCUUGUGCAGAAUCUGCACCAACCACAACCGCAACCGCCAUCACCCCAAAAAACGUUAAGAAACUAACCCUAAUCCCUCUGAUAUUCCUCAUCUACUUCGAGGUCGCGGGCGGGCCCUACGGCGAGGAGCCCGCAGUCCAAGCCGCGGGCCCCCUCCUCGCCCUCCUGGGCUUCCUCAUCUUCCCCUUCAUCUGGAGCGUCCCGGAAGCCCUAAUAACCGCCGAGCUCACCACCGCCCUCCCCGGCAACGGCGGCUUCGUCCUAUGGGCCCAACGGGCCUUCGGCCCAUUCUGCGGCUCCCUCAUGGGCACUUGGAAGUUCCUCAGCGGCGUCAUCAACAUCGCAUCUUUUCCCAUCCUCUGCAUCGAAUACGUCCAGAAAAUCUUCCCCAUCUUCAACUCCGGUUGGCCCCGCCACGUGGCGGUUCUCUCUUCAACCCUCGCUCUUUCGUUCCUCAACUACACCGGUCUCACCAUUGUCGGCUACGUCGCCGUUUUACUCGCCGUCGUUUCCCUCUCACCUUUCAUACUAAUGUCCCUCAUCGCAAUCCCGAAGAUAAAACCUAAUAGGUGGGUUAGUUUAGGUCAAAAGGGUGUGAAGAAAGAUUGGAACUUGUUCUUCAACACGCUUUUCUGGAACUUGAAUUUCUGGGACAACGUGAGUACUCUAGCAGGGGAAGUUGAUGAACCGCAGAAGACUUUUCCUUUGGCUCUCUUUGUUGCUGUGAUUUUCACUUGCGUGUCUUACUUGAUACCAUUAUUUGCUGUCACUGGAGCGGUCUCGGUUGAUCAAACCGAAUGGGAAACCGGUUUCCACGCGCAGGCUGCGGAGAUCAUCGCGGGGAAAUGGUUGAAAAUAUGGAUUGAAUUUGGCGCGGUUUUGUCCGCAAUUGGACUUUUCGAGGCACAGUUGAGCAGCAGCGCAUACCAGAUUCUCGGCAUGGCGGAGAUCGGAAUAUUACCUAAGUUUUUCGGAGUUCGGUCUAAGUGGUUCGAUACGCCGUGGCUGGGGAUUUUGAUUUCGACCAUCAUAACGAUUGGUGUGUCGUACAUGGACUUCACCGACAUCAUUUCCUCGGCGAAUUUCUUGUACAGUUUGGGGAUGUUGUUGGAGUUCGCCUCGUUUCUUUGGCUGAGGUGGAAAUCUCCCUCCAUUAAGAGGCCUUAUCGUGUUCCGUUGAAGCUUCCACUUUUGGUGGUAAUGUGUUUGGUUCCGUCUGGGUUUCUGGUUUUGAUUAUGGUUAUUGCUACGAAAACUGUUUAUUUGGUGAGUGGGGUUAUGACCGUGGCUGGGAUUGGGUUUUUUUUGUUCAUAAAACUCUGCAAGACGAGGAAGUGGGUGGAGUUUGAACAAGAGAAAGAUGAUGAUGGCUUUCAAAGGUAUGUGUUGUGAUUUCAAUCAGAGUUUCAGAGUAUCUUUCUCGCUGUAUAAGUGUAGUAGCAGUCUUAGAUUAAGUCCAGUUUGACUCUAAACUAUUUUAAGAAAUAAAAAUUCCCUGUGUAAUUAUUUUUAUUUUUUGUUUAUUCGUGUGUAUUUUCGUUUCUUUAAUUGUAAAAACAAAUCAUUUAUAGUGUUGUAAAACUAAAUCAUUUUCAGAGACAAAAGACAUGUGCUUGGUCAGUUUUA